Molecule: messenger RNA, 6832 nt
Organism: Gambusia affinis (western mosquitofish)
Lineage: Eukaryota; Metazoa; Chordata; Actinopteri; Cyprinodontiformes; Poeciliidae
Gene: synpra
Product: synaptoporin a
Exons: 6
Coding region: 4585-5628 (347 amino acids)
Cellular component (GO): synaptic vesicle membrane; synaptic vesicle
Source: RefSeq, a predicted model, not a curated record
UUCAUUCUUUUGUGUUUAUUGCAUUAGGUUGUUUACUGAUAUGGGUGCACACAUUUAGUAAACACAUUUUGUUCAUUUUAAUCAUUAACUACUUUGUUUGGCUGAGUUUGAAGGACUGGCUGGGGGAGAGGACUGUUUGAAAGACGAACCAGGAAGUGGAACAAACCAUCAGGCUGCUGGAAGCAGGGGACCUGAUGUUAAAGAACCUGCCUCUCUCUAUUAAUAGCAUAACUCCUUAAACAUUUUGGUGUUAGGUUGUUUUGUUUUUACAGUUGUGUUGUAGUCAAAAUAUGUUGGUUUAAAUUAGUUGUUUAUGUUUAUAGAUUGUUUGUCUUUGUCUCAUCUCCCACCCGUCCUCCUUUGUGUAGGCUAGCCUUUGUGUUUAAAUUCCCCUGUGUGUUCAUUGGUUUGUUAUCCUGAGUUAGUUGAUUUCUUUUGGGCCCAUUUUGUUAUAUUUUUGAGAUUUGAUGUUGGAUGUCUUUUUUGAAGAAUAUUUGAAAAAAUAAAUAGAAACUAUUUUUUUAUAUAUAUGCCUUUGUCCUUACUGGACGAACCGUAACAGUGAGGUUCUCAUCCAGACCAUUUUUUUUCCAGUGUCAAGAGGAGCACAUAGAGUAGUAGUUUCAAUGCUAAUAGCCAACUUAUGUAAAUUUAACACACAUUUUACAGAAUUAAAUGUAUGCCGCCCUCCUUGUUGGAGUAAUCAGCUAACUUGUUUAACACAGGAUUGCCGCAUUGUUUAACAUUGAAAAUCAUGCAUUUGUUUUGGAUUACAUAUCUAUUUUUAAGAUAACUAAACCCGUCUAUAGCAGAGUAGUGGCGCACUCCUGCAAAAAAGUGAAAAGUCAAACCUUUCUGCGAUGACUUGUUUUAGCAUUUAUGUGCCAUUUAAAAUUUGAAGGAUGAUCCACUUACAAGCAGGCAAGAUGUUUCUCUAUUUGCCUUUAGAAUGUGAUAUGAUAAAAAUUGCUCUUCAGUCCGUGUGUUGGACUCACCCAAAUAUUGCCUUCAGUGUCAAACCCUUAUACCUGUGGGGCUGAAAAAGGGUCUGAUCUGAGGUUAUCUCCAGAGGUUUCAGCAGCGAAAAAGCAAAUGCUUCUCUGUUGUAUUUAGGAACACCAGCUGAACUUGGCAGUAAAACAAGUCCAGUUGAUUUUACUGCUAAGGAAAACCAGCUGAAUUCCUAAGGAAGAGCAGUAGACGGAUAUUUUCUCUCCAUCUUGUGGGUGUGGCGAUGUCUCGCCUGGUGUGCCUGCAUCACUGCGAUUGGUCCCACCUCGGUUGGCCGGUUGGCUGGUUGGUUUCUGCUCUCUCUCCCCUGGAGUUAAUCCUGAUUGUGUGUGUCGUCUAAAUGGUGCAAAAUGAGACCCGGCCUAAUGCUAUUCUCUGCAGAAACAUUUCUGAAGACCGCCUUUUGUUGCGAUGUCUAAUCACGCCUCGUUGCUUUGUGUUGUCACAGGCACGCGAGGAUAGGUGUAAUUCAAAUAUGAGUGUGAAAUAUUUGAAUCCAUCCAAAACUUGCGUCUGUGGAAAAAUGCGUCACCGCAGAAAAAAACAGAAACAAGGUUUGGCUUCAAGUCUGUGUUUCACAUUGCUUUACCCCCACGACUGUUGAUAUUGAGGCUUUUGCUUGGACAGUAUUUGUCUCUGUGUCUCUUCAUUACCUGCCUCCCUUACAACUCAGCAGUUACUGUAAAAACAGAUUAGGAGCCGGAGCAUAAGCAUCAGUGGCAGAAGACGUGGACUUGUUCUGGCAGCGACUGCAGUGCAGCCGUAAUUGCGGUGAAGCUGUGUUGGUGCGUUGAGAUGGAUAAGUGGUUGACCUAGUCUCUGUGCAGUGAUUCCUCUGAGUCACGUUGUAAAGGAGGCUUAAGCAGAAGAAAAGAAUGGCGAUAGUUCCUGCUGUUGCCGUUUCUACUCUCCCUCUAUUUUUCUUUGGUACUUUUUUUUCUUAUUUAAUUUUUUUUUAAUCAGAAUUUGAAUACUGAUUUUUGUAUCUAUUCCUGUUGUUUAUUUGAUAUUAAUAGUUGUUUAAUGAUCUGAAACAUGAGAAAGAACAAAUCAAACUCAGACGAAAUAUGUGAAGGGUUAAAUACAUUAAUAUUAUUAUUUAUUUUUUAUUUUUUUACCAAUCUGUAAAUGUGGAGUUCUGUUUAUGCAUAAUGUUUUUAGUUUUGUCAUCAGGAUCAUGUGAACUACACAUGCACCCCCAUCGAUACUUGUCUAAAUUUAUUGAGAUGUAACUAGUUAUUAUUUGCGACUCUUCUUACUCAUGACUUCACCUAAAGCAAACACACACCCACACACACAGUCUGGCCUUUAGCUACUGUACCCAGGUGUGUUUUCUGUCUGGUUCUGCAGUGCACUUCCAGUUUCCUCAGAUGCGUUUCGACACCUGUCACUGCGCCUGACAGGUUAUUCUUCCUCGGGCAGAAAAAUCUGGUUGUUACAGCACACAAAGCAAAACCCAGGAAACAAAUAGAGAGUUUGCUUAUAGCUAAAUAUGUUUUUUGGUUUUUGUGAUUUGUGUUCCUAGACCAACUUUUAUUUUUGUAGCUUUACCCUAACCUGUGCAAUGUACGGAAAUUGAGUGAUGCUUGAUAUCUAGGAUUGCUUCACAUUGGAAUGCCUCGCAUGUUAAAAAAACAUACAAACGAUGUGAAUAGCAAACAUUAGCUCUGAGAGCCCAGAGUCCUGUUCUCUAAAAACUGAUAGCAAAAAGGCAACCAAUUUUGGGUUAUUGUACCAAUCUAAUUGUAGUUCAAACAUGGACCGAUCCAGCACUGGGUUGAUGUAACAUAACCAGCCGGUUAUGGGUUUCACUAAGCAUACUGGGUCCGAAUUUCACCUCCAAAAUGUGUGGUAGUGCUAAUGACUGUCUCUAAGGCUAAGGUAUUGAGGGAAGGGGUGUAAUGAAUUAACUGAUAACCAAAAAUAUUUCCCAAAACGUUUUCUGAAGGGUUUUAAGGCACUAAUUACAAACUAGCACAAGGCUUCGGGCAAUAUGGUCGUCUGACUAAACUUUGUUAAAGUUGAGAGACUUUAAGGGAUGUGGAAGUGCUUAAAAAUGUUUCUUCACUGUUAUAGGGUUUUGGUUUGAAUCCAGGCAGGGAAACACAGGCAUGGAGUUUCCUUGUUCUCCCCAUUCAUGAAUGUUAUUUUGUAGGGUACAUUAACUUUCUUUUUACACCGUAUCUCUGUUGUCUUUAGUCUGUAGUCGUUAGUGGUAAAGACUACAGUCUCUUCCACUAGCAAACGGUUCCAAGCCAAUAAAAGCGUCAAUGACGGGAACGUGAGGCUGGCCUUUGACCUGUAUGUAUCCCAAUGUUCCAAAGGCAGAGUCGUAUUGAAGCCAGUAUUAACUCACCUAACUAUAUGAGACAGUUCGGCGCUAAAAGAACAAAGAAAGCAGGAGACUCCAUUCCUUUUGUUCACGUCAUUUUGAUUUCAUGUGGCGAAAAUAGAUCAGAUGCAACAAUUUCCUAAUCGUGGCGACAGAGCCCUGAAGGCAGGGUGAAAGCGUGAGCGUGCUCAUGUGGGGCGAUCGGAGGGUUGUUGGAAAAUUAGCUAUGCUGUCAGAGCAUUUUCCACUCUGCUUUAAAGGAAUUGUCACCAGUGAAGCAGACUCAGGGAAGCCCUCUCUGCACUCUUUUCCUCUCUCAAUGUCUUUUUUGCCUGCAGUGAAACCCGGGCUUGUUCUUGUUUGGUCUUCGGGGAAACUCACUGGACGACAAACGAUGGCAGAGCUUUGUGGACCUGGACAUGAGUGCCAUUCAGACAACUGACUAUUAUGACAAAAAGUGAUCUUUGGUUUUCUUCUGAACAAUUUUUUCAGAAUUUUUGAAAAACCAAACAGGCCUGUCUCAGUAAUGAUGCAUUUCCGCCUCUCCCCGCUUCCAACAAAUCCACUCUAGAAACUGGAAAGAUUAUUUCUUUAACCCACUUCCAUAUGUACAUAGUCAUUAAUCCUGUGUCUGUCUUUGAGUUGUGCUGUGUAGAAGAUUUUUUCCAAGUCUGGUUGAGACCCCAACUUUAUCCCAGUUUAGAUGAGAGUAUCAGAAGUUCAGAGACUCAGGCCAGUUCCAUGAGUCUGACUAAAUUGAGCACAAAUUUCUGUGUGAAUUUUAAAUAAAUUCAGGAUUCCAAGAAGCAUACAGUGCUGUGUAAUUUACUUUCUUUGUGUUUUUUGUCUUUUUGUUUCUGAAAAUUACUAUAAUAUAAUAUAGUUUAACUUCAACAUACUAAUUAUUUUUUGUUUGUGAGAUGAAUAAACAGUUAUUUAACCCCUUAUCCACAUUUAUUUAUUUAUAACAUUUUGACAUUGCCGUCACUCCAUAUAUUUUGAGCAACUGGUUUUAGAGAAAAGCUUUCAACAUCCCAGGAAACUAACCGAUAGGCACUGAAUAUUUAACUAAAUACAUAGAAGUGGAAAUUGAACACUACAACUGACAAAAUAAACAGAUUAAACUUCAUAUCUGUUCGAUGGGGGAGGAGGGGUGAAGUCGCACUCCUCUGUCUUCCCCCUCUCCGCGAGUGUCUCCAUGGCAAAAGACCGCUUCUCACUCAUUAUGAAAAGGUAAAUAGAUGGGGUGCAGGAGGCGGGGGGAAUUGACAGUGUUCGGGCUUUUCCGCUCGGAGUCGGACUCAGAGCCCCCCUCUGUGUUUACGCGGCAGAUACAUCAGUCGAGUCUCUUGGAUUUUUUAUUUAUUUUUUAUUUUUUGCGGUUCAAGAUUUUCGCUUCAUUCAACGAUAAAAUAUAUUUUUCUGCAGCUGACAUGGACACCGCUAACCAGCUGGCAUCGGUGGGGACAUUUCAGGUGCUCAAAUUGCCUCUGGGAUUUAUCCGUGUUUUGGAAUGGCUCUUUGCCAUUUUCGCUUUCGCCACAUGUGGUGGCUACUCAGGGCAGCUCAGGGUCAGUGUGGACUGCAUGGAGAAGGCCAGCAGUGACCUGAAUAUCGGCAUUGACUUUGGUUAUCCUUUCAGGUUGCACCAAGUGUCGUUUGAAGCACCCAUGUGUGAGGCCAUGAGGACAGAGCGUGUGUUCCUCACCGGAGAUUAUUCUUCCUCUGCUGAGUUCUUCGUCACCAUUGCCGUUUUCUCCUUCCUGUAUUCUCUCGCGGCCACUGUUGUUUACAUUUUCUUCCUGAAUAAGUACCGCGAAAACAGUCAGAGACCGCUCAUUGACUUUGUGGUGACAGUGGUGUUUUCCUUCAUGUGGCUGGUGAGCUCCUCUGCUUGGGCCAAGGCCCUGUCUGAUGUGAAACUAGCCACUGAUCCGGACGAGGUGCAGCUUCUCAUCCCAGCCUGCAAAGACCCGACUAACAAGUGCGGCUCUUUGCACGAGCCUCGGUGGUCUGGGCUCAACACCUCGGUGGUGUUUGGAUUUCUCAAUUUUGUUCUGUGGGCUGGAAACAUCUGGUUUGUCUUCAAGGAGACCAGCUGGCACAAGGGUGGCUCCCGGUUGGCAGGCAGCGCGCCCAACAAACAGGCCGGCACCUUCGACCAGCAGCCCUACAACCAGGGCGGCUUUGACCAGUCGGGAAGCUACAACACCCAGGGGAGCUUCGACCAGCCGUCCGAGUACAGCCAGGUGGGAGGGCCCACCUCCUACUCCAAUCAGAUGUAGCCGUGACUUGCCUUUCGGCAUCUUCAAACAAAGGCAGUCAGGGGCUGGGCAUGCUGUUAAAAAGAAAGACGGCCAUAAGGAGUCAGAGUGCACCUGCUGUAGAUUCAAAAAAAUAAAAAUAAAAAAUCUAGUUGGGUCUCGUAGAACAAAAUAUUAGACGUAGUCCCUCACCCUUUGUCUUUCAGAGGUUGUGUUAGCUGAAUGUUGUCCUUCUAGUAGUUUGAAACGCAUAACAGUUUCUCCGUGCUCGAUUAUCCACUUGUUCCGUUUUUUGACUGGCCGUCUCUGUUCUAGUAGUUUGUUUGCACUCUGUAUCGGACGGAAAAGUGCUCUUUGUAAAAGUUUUAAAGUGCAUGAUGUUGUGUGCUAGUAAGGUCUUUGUGAAUCCAGGAAAAAAAAAGAGAUAAAACAUGCAUUCUAAGUGUAAAAGUUUACAAAACUUACUCUGCUCUGACACAUCACUGAUAGCUAAUCAGGUAUUCAGUCAUGUUUUUUUCUUGUAAUGACGAAUAUAUUUUGAUAAUAGGUGUUUCUAAUUCCAAUAAUAUUCAUAAUUCAAGUAUUUUUUUUCCUGAUUUUUUUUUUUAUUAUUAUUUUACAGCUGCAACUCUUUGACUUUUUGUCUGAUAAUGCCAAUAAAUAAAAAAAUAACAUAAAAUAAAAUCACAAGUAACAUGCAUUUUGUAAAAUCCUCCACAAAAAACAAGUUUGUACAAGAAACCUAAAACAUAUGCAACUUCCGCCGUGUGCGCUGACUUCCAAUGUUUAUUUACUCCUGGACGGAUGCUACCAUGCAGGUUUAAGAAUAUUUUUAAGAUAUAAACUAUAGAAGCCACUCUUCAUACAGUUUACCUUGACAACUUUCCUCCUUUUUACUUAAAACACACAUUUAAAAAAAAAAUUCACGCUGUUCAUACACACAAUGAAAGCCCUGCAAAAAGCUCCUGAAUGCCAUAGUUAUGACCAAAUAAUAUGACACUACGAAGUUUUGUACAAACAACAUCUGUUCUGUUCAAGUGUUGUAAAGUCAUGACCAUUGAAUGGAAUGCUUGGUUUCCUGUUAAUUUAAUAUGAUAUUUCCAUCCCUGUGUUUUGACCGUCUCAGCAUGUGACUUGCACUGGUAUCGAAAAGUCUAAACACGGUUUGCCACUCGUAUCUAACGUGCACAAGCCCAUGACUCACUAAUAAAGAUGGACAAAUUUG